GCCGCACUCUCGCAUUAAUUCUCCCUCUUUGUUUACAUCCAAUCAAGCCUGCAGGACAGAAAUGGACACUGCAAAUCAGUUUACAUCUGCGGGGAGCUUCCAGGUGCUGAAACUACCUUUGGGAUUUAUCCGCGUCCUGGAGUGGCUCUUUGCAAUAUUUGCCUUUGCGACAUGCGGGGGUUACUCCGGGCAACUGCGGGUUAGCGUGGACUGCAUGGAGAAGGCCAGCAGCAACCUCAGCAUCGCCAUUGACUUUGCUUAUCCUUUCAGGUUGCACCAGGUGUCAUUUGAGGUCCCCAUGUGUGAGGACAUGAGGAGGGAGCGCCUCUUUCUCAUCGGAGACUAUUCAUCCUCUGCUGAGUUCUUCGUCACGAUUGCGGUCUUCGCUUUCCUAUACUCCUUUGUUGCAACUGUGGUCUACAUCUUCUUUCAAAACAAGUACCACGAAAACAACCGGGGGCCUCUAAUCGAUUUCGUUACCACGGUUGUGUUCUCCUUCAUGUGGCUCGUCAGCUCCUCUGCUUGGGCCAAAGCUCUGUCUGAUGUCAAGGUAGCUACAGAUCCAGAUGAGGUUCAGCUCCUCUUCGCGGCCUGCAAAGUGCAGACCAAUAAAUGUGGCUCUGUGCAGGAACCACGCUGGUCUGGACUCAACACCUCAGUGGUGUUUGGGUUCCUAAAUUUUGUCCUGUGGGCGGGGAACAUUUGGUUUGUCUUCAAGGAGACUGGUUGGCACAAGAAUGCUGCCAGGUUUGUGGGAGGGGCUUCUGAGAAGCAGGCGGGCCCCUUCACCCAGGAAAGUUUGGAUCGGUCCGGGAGCUACAGCACCCAAGGAGACCAGGCUCUGCCGUCUGAGUACAGCCAGGUCGGAGGUCUUUCCUCUUACGCCAAUCAAAUGUAGUUUCUCGCUGCGUUCUGUAUCUCGAGUGGCAUUUCUGCAUUUUAACGUAGGAA
Molecule: messenger RNA, 951 nt
Organism: Entelurus aequoreus (snake pipefish)
Lineage: Eukaryota; Metazoa; Chordata; Actinopteri; Syngnathiformes; Syngnathidae
Gene: synpra
Product: synaptoporin a
Exons: 6
Coding region: 62-898 (278 amino acids)
Cellular component (GO): synaptic vesicle membrane; synaptic vesicle
Source: RefSeq, a predicted model, not a curated record